This is a messenger RNA of Caenorhabditis auriculariae, 317 nucleotides long. The record is from the annotation of a GenBank genome assembly. Lineage: Eukaryota; Metazoa; Nematoda; Chromadorea; Rhabditida; Rhabditidae.
AUGGAAUUGUGCGCGUCGAGCCGCCGAAAGGACACCGAAAAGUUAGCCGCCGACGGCGCGCAGGACAGAUCAAACACAAGAGUUGGGACUGCUUUCGUGCACAUGCGCGCCGCCGCCCAACCGUUUUUUUUUCCGUCGUUUCACCCUCCGGCCUAUUUCUGGAAUUAUGACGGUUCUCGCUCGAAUAGAUCCAUCCAAUCCGAUCCGAUUCUUUGAGAUCCGGAAGGCCGCACUGGACUUUUGCUCUUGGCAGCUGUCUGGAACGGUUUGCGUUCGAGGAGAAGAUCAACGACAGGACGUUCUCAAAAAAUUCGUAA